Messenger RNA from Sciurus carolinensis (gray squirrel), 3134 nucleotides. It is a transcript of the gene Ada, whose product is annotated as adenosine deaminase. The coding region runs from base 1802 to 2740 and encodes 312 amino acids. Gene Ontology annotation, molecular function: adenosine deaminase activity. Gene Ontology annotation, biological process: T cell activation; inosine biosynthetic process; negative regulation of adenosine receptor signaling pathway. The record is from RefSeq and is a predicted model, not a curated record. NCBI's taxonomy places the organism in Eukaryota, Metazoa, Chordata, Mammalia, Rodentia, Sciuridae. The transcript has 12 exons. Gene Ontology annotation, cellular component: cytosol; external side of plasma membrane.
AGCGGCCUUCGACGGAGGGAGCAGCGCCGGGCGCACGCUUGGCACCAUGACCCAGACGCUCGCCUUCGACAAGCCCAAAGUGGAACUGCAUGUCCACCUCGAUGGAGCCAUCAAGCCUGAAACCAUCUUAUACUACGGCAGCUCCGGGAUCCCACCUUCUCCAGGGCCUCUCUUACCUCUCCUCAGUCUCUGCGCCACCCUGUCGGCUCUCUCCAAAGCAUACUCUGAACCUGGCCACUCUCUCCUCCUGUCGCUGCCCUGCUCUGAGUCCCCACUUGCCCUCCCUUGAUCCUGGAAUGGCCCUCCGACUGUGCACAGAUGCCACCCCAUCUCCUGGGCAGGGCCACCGUCAGAGCCAUUGUCUUCACACAGUCUCACAACUCGUCCCCCCGCAGGCUCUGCAGGGUCCAGUGACUGGGCCUGGACUUAUGAAGGAAGGUGACCUUGGGGCAAGCUGGCCAGUAGUGGGAGACUCAACUUUGGGGUUAUCAGUGGGUACCAUGCAUCUGUCCUCUGUAUACCAGGACUGCAACAGGGUCACCUUGUCCCCUAGAGUAAGGAGCCAUAGCAGGCUGAGUGGCAGGCUGGUGGGCACCAGAGUGACCUUGGUGGUGCCUACUAGACCCCCACCAGGGACUGAGGCUACCGGAUAGGAAGGGGCAUAUUCACAGGGGUUUGGGGAACAGGCAGUUUUGUAGGAAAACACUUAAAAAAAUUUGUUUUCAGUGCUGGGGAUGGAGCCCAGAGAUUGACACGUGCUAGGCAAGCGCUCUACCACUGAGCCACCUCCUCAGCCCCUGAAUGUCCCUUAAAAAAAAAAAAAAUUCUUGUUUCAAGGAUGCAGCAUCUUCUCAUCUCCUUGAGGAUGGCCCCUCUGGAUUUUUUAAGUUCUCUUCUCUGCAUUGUUUCCUGAGUGCCUUUUGUCUGCUCUUGUUUUGUCCCUCAUGUUGGAAGCAUUUCUUUGGCUGUCCCUUUACUUAAAAGGGGGAAACUGAGGCCCAGGAGGACCCCCCUGUAUAGGGGUCCAGUAGGGAUGAGGGGGUGGAGGCAGGAACAUGUGCAGGAGGAGGCCACCCUGAGCUGGCACCAGCUUCCUGUGGCCACAGGGGAGGCAGGGACACUAAUGGGUGAAGGGAGGCUCUGAGCCAGAGGGAAUUCUCAGCAGGUUGCCAAGUCCAGUGUGAGCCAGGAGCUGGGGAAGGGCAGGAGGGAGCUGUGCACUGGAAGACCAGCUCAGUGGGCCCUCCCACCCGGGAGCCGCCAUCGCUAGACUGGCAGGCUGUUCCCAUGUGCCAGCCCGGAGGAGGGGGAAGUCCUGCCCCAGCUUCUGCCCCGGGCAUUGUGAGGCUGUGGUUCUUGCCCCUGAUAACCCCUGACUGGGCAGCAACCAGCUGGCUCUGGCUACUCCUGGGGCUUGGGAAGAAGUCCUGGGCUUGUCCUGGCACUUGCCUGUCUGCAGAUGUUGGCCCACCAGGGAUGUGGAGGGUGUGUGACAAGGAGACUUCAACCCCUGCUGGUCCCUCUUGAGAUCCGCUUGUCCUGGCUUAGGGCCAGAAGGUCUGGGAGGAAUUCCAGUCCUGGUUCUGUGGGGCUGGACCUCCGUUUUCCCAGCCGCCUGAGGGGAGGUGUUGGAUGAAGAGUCCCUGGGUUUCCUGCCAGGCCCACCCCCAGGCUUCCACCCGCCCCGUCAGGCCUGGCCGGAUCCUGUCCUGGCUGGUCGUCCACCCUCAGUCUUGUUCUCAGGAAGCGAGGCAUCGCCCUCCCGGCUGACACGGCAGAGGAGCUGCGGAACAUCAUUGGCAUGGACAAGCCGCAGUCGCUGCCUGACUUCUUGGCCAAGUUUGAGUACUACAUGCCUGCUAUCGCAGGCUCCAGAGAGGCCAUCAAAAGGAUCGCCUACGAGUUUGUGGAGAUGAAGGCCAAAGAGGGCGUGGUGUACGUGGAGGUGCGCUACAGCCCGCACCUGCUGGCCAACUCCAAAGUGGAACCCAUCCCCUGGAACCAGGCCGAAGGGGACCUCACCCCGGACGAGGUGGUGGACAUAGUGGGCCAGGGCCUGAAGGAGGGGGAGCAAGCCUUCGGGGUCAAGGUGCGGUCCAUCCUGUGCUGCAUGCGCCACCAGCCCAACUGGUCCCGUGAAGUGGUGGAGCUGUGUAGGAAGUACCAGCAGCAUACUGUGGUGGCCAUCGACCUGGCUGGUGAUGAGACCAUCAGAGGAAGCAGCCUCUUCCCGGGGCACGUGGAGGCCUACGAGGAGGCGGUGAGGAGCGGCAUCCACCGCACGGUCCAUGCCGGGGAGGUGGGCUCCGCAGAGGUGGUGCGAGAGGCUGUGGACACACUCAAGACGGAGAGGCUGGGCCACGGCUACCACACCCUGGACGACCAGGCCCUCUACAGCAGGCUGCGGCAGGAAGACAUGCACUUCGAGGUCUGCCCCUGGUCGAGCUACCUCACAGGCGCCUGGAAGCCGGGGACGGAGCACGCGGUCAUUCGGUUCAAGAAUGACCAGGCCAACUAUUCGCUCAACUCGGAUGACCCGCUCAUCUUCAAGUCCACCCUGGACACUGAUUACCACAUGACCAAACAGAACAUGGGCUUCACCGAGGAGGAGUUUAAGCGACUGAACAUCAACGCUGCGAAGUCCAGCUUCCUCCCAGAAGAUGAGAAGAAGGAGCUCCUUGACCAGCUCUACAGAGCCUACAAGAUGCUGCCAGCUGCUUCUGCAGGGCAGGACCCCUGAAGAUGGCACAGCCCCUCCGAGCCUGCACCCUGUGGAUGGAGUCUGCACAACUCUGGGAUCAAGUGACACUCUUACCUGUAUUCCUUCCAGGAAGACGAAGAUUUUAAGAGCUACUGAUACUCUUGAGCCUGUGUAAACACACAGACCUUGGUGUGGCCACAUCUCUCCUGAUUGUGCCCUGGCCAGGGACCAGGACCCUUGCCAAUUGCAUGGAUGAUUCUGAAAUCCUCUCCCUAAGGCAGUACUUGCUGAAAAUCUGGUGCUCAAUAAAGCAGCUGGUGGCUGGUAUCGUGCAGCCUGCAAUGUGUGCUGCUGUGGUCUCAGGCGGAUGACCUGGUGGUGGGAAUGGAAGGAACCCCUGGGACAAAGCAGCAGGGCCCAAGGGCCUCGUGGA